Pseudocercospora fijiensis CIRAD86 is the source of this 957-nucleotide messenger RNA. RefSeq lists its product as uncharacterized. Gene Ontology annotation, molecular function: (3R)-hydroxyacyl-[acyl-carrier-protein] dehydratase activity. The record is from RefSeq and is a predicted model, not a curated record. Gene Ontology annotation, cellular component: mitochondrion. The transcript is spliced from 2 exons. NCBI's taxonomy places the organism in Eukaryota, Fungi, Ascomycota, Dothideomycetes, Mycosphaerellales, Mycosphaerellaceae. The annotation marks the transcript as partial.
CUCAAAACCCGUCUCAUCUCCCCCAUCUUCUCAACCCUCACUCCCGACCCCUCCUACCGCCUCCAAACCACCCUCGCCGACUUCCUCCCACACGACUCGAAUCCUCCACCUCUAACCCUACCUCAUCCCCAAAAACCUUGGGACCUCCCACCCGCUCAUCACCUCUUAUACUUCGAACCCACGAAACGUUCUUCAGAAAUGUUACCCGAUGGCACGAAUCCUGAUCAUUUCCCUGGAGAACCUUUUGUCAAGAGGAUGUGGGCUGGUGGGAAAGUUUUAUACGAUAAUGCGAAACCGUUGAGAUUGGAUGGUGGGGUGGGAGUUUGUGGGGAGUUUGUGAGAGAUGUUAAGAUGAAAGGGAAAGAAGAAGAAGAGGGGAAGCAGAAGGUUUUUGUGGAAAUCGAGAGGAGGAUCGCGAGGGCUAGUCCUGAGGAAAUUCUCGGGGUCCGACAGAGGUUGUGGAGGGAUGGGGAGGAGGAAUUUGGACCGUGCAAGAUUUUGGAGAGGAGGGUGAUUGUUUUUAUGCGAAACAAGAAGACGAAUACGAGGACAAAAGAAGGAGAGGGAGGGAAGGUUUUGAAAUCUGAAUACUCCUCCUCCCCAGAUUUCACACACACCCUCAUCCCAACCCCCUCCCUCCUCUUCCGCUUCAGCGCUCUAACCUUCAACUCCCACGCCAUCCAUCUCGACCCUUCGUAUACAAAAAACAUCGAAGGACACCCAAAACUUCUGGUUCAGGGGCCUUUAUCUUUGACGUUUCUGAUAACGUUGUUAUCCCGACAUUUGGCGAAAGAGGGGGGCAAUCAAGUAAUGCAGAGUAUUGAGUAUAGGAAUCUUGCGGCGUUGUAUUGUGGGGAGGAAGUUAGGUUUUGUGGGAAGGAAAUUGGGGAGAAGAAGUGGGAGGUUUGGGCGGAGGAUGAGCAAGGUGGGGUUGCGGUUAGGGGGAGGGUUAGGACU